Messenger RNA from Paramecium octaurelia, 911 nucleotides. NCBI's taxonomy places the organism in Eukaryota, Ciliophora, Oligohymenophorea, Peniculida, Parameciidae. The record is from the annotation of a GenBank genome assembly.
AUGAUUAAAUUUGUGAAAAAAGUGGUUGGCUUUGGUGCCUUUUUGAUAAUCCUAAUUGGUUUGACUCUUUUAGGUUUUGGAUUUUAUGCGCUCUAUAAACAAGUAGGAUUGAAUUAUGAAGGUAAUCGAAAAAUAUAUAAUUAGAUCUAUAUUUUAAUACUGCGAGUUGGUUAAAAACGUUAUUAGAAUACGGGCUUAUCAUAUUAGGAGCUUUGAUCUUAAUAACUGGAAUAGCGGGUGCAAAAGGAUCAUCUUAGAAAAAGACAUCUUGCAGAGGAUGUUUACUAUUAACUUACUAAUUGGGGGCUAUUCUAUUUUUUGUUUUGUGUACAGGUUUAGCAAUAGGCACUCUGAUAUAUUCCUCAGAUCUCUUUGGAGAAGGUAGUUAGAAAUUUAUAUCAUUUAGAAUGCACCAACAAAGAUUAUUUUGAAUUGGUUGACUCUUAGAUCUAACAAGCAGAACUAUACUUUUGUUCUAGUUAUUGUUAAUGCUAUAUCACAGAAGAAACAUUGAAUCGUAAUUAAACAGCAUUUGACGGAAAGAACUAUACGACUGAUAAAAAUGUUGAAAAAAAAAUAGAAAAAAUCCAGGAAUGUCCAGAUUAUGAGGUUAAUGCAUACUCUGCUGCUGUUUCAAUAUUGGGGACUGCAGAAUAACUAUUGCAUUGUGCCGGUUGGUGCCAUCCUUCAGCCUAUUAUAUAUUUAGUGACAUAAAUGAUGAUUCAUUCAAUGGAGAGAGUUGUUUCACAGAAACCAAGAAUUUUGUAGAGUCGACCGGAAGAAUAUUGGGAUACGUUCUAUUAGGAUUAGGGAUAUAUUUUGGCAUAAAUGUUUUGUUUGUGCUUCUUAUUUGUUGCCAUUCUGAGAAGAAAAAUAAAACUGAUUAUCUCCUCUAUGAAACCUGAAAAGC